AUGGAAUCAAAAUCAAUGACAAUCAGCACUAAAAUAUAACAGUCCAAUUAUUCUGCAUUAUCUAAUCUACCCAGACACAUUAUUAAUUAAAUUAAAAAUGAAGGUAUCAUAACAUACCAAUAUUAGGUGAAUUAUAUAUUACAGCACCUAACAAAUGUGCAAAAAUCUGGAUCGAAAUGAGAAAAAAUGAUUUUGUGACAGAUGCUCAACUAAACUUUACAAUUGCACAAAGAAUCUUUGAAGCUUGUAGAAGUGAGAUCGUACAAUUACUGAAACUGUAAAAUGAAAAAGAUUUCUUUGAGCUCUUUGAUUAGGAUAAUGAUGGGUAAUAAUUAAAUGAAUCCCAUUAGAAUCUUAAAUGAAGACGAACAGAUUCUAGUGUUUUCAGUCAUCAAAGAAAAAAUGCAUUAAGUAGCAACUGCUUUGUUGAAAAUCCAAGAAUACAUAUUAUUCAAACAAUUGAUGAAAGAAUUGAGAACUUUAGAAGCUAACAUAGCAGCUUAUCAAAAUUAAUUAAGAUAACGUAUUUCAAUCAAAGAGAGAUAGGUCUACAAGGAAAUAGGAUAAGAAAAGCUUGAUGAUUUUUAUGAUAAAUACUAUUAAGAAUUCUAAUAACUAACAAAGUAUAAAGUCGAUAGAAGGUACUCUAAUAUUAUUAAUUAAGAGCAUAAUUAAAAAUAUCCUAAGAAAAAGAGUUAGGAAUCUUGGAGGAUCGACUCUCCAAGGAUACUGAAUUGAUGAAAGUUAAACCAAAAAAAAAGUUGAAGGAUCUACAAACUCAAGAGAAGUUGGUUAGUCUAGAGGAAAGAGUAGAAGAAGCAUUAGACUUUAGAAAAGAAUUGAAAGACUUAGAGAAACACGAAUAAGAUAGAGUGUACAAAGUAUAAAAAUAUCGUAUUGAAAAAUAACACAGUGAUUUGUUAUUUAAAUAACAGAAAGAAAGAGAACAAUUAGAGGGUAAACUAUAAGAAACUGAGUAUAAAUUAAUCAUACAAAUGAAAAAGGACUAUGAUGUUUUACUUAAGCAAAUCAAUCUACAUAAUAAUGAAAUCACAAGAAUUUAGAGUCAAGCCUCUAAUCAAGCAAUGAAGAAAGGAUUGUAUGAAGGAGAAGCUAAGAGAUAAAAGGUUUAAUCUUAAUUAUAAAAUGGUAUCAUUGCCUAAACGAAAGCCAUAAGUCAACCAGAAUCCAAAAUCAAUGAUCUAGAUCAAUUUCAUGAAUCUGAAACCAUUCGAAAAUUGGAAUCUCGAAAGAGUCUCCAAUUUGCAGGUUCUCCUGGUAAAGUAAAUAACAUUAAAUAUCUAAGCCUGUGAUUUCAGAGGAGAGUGAAAAAAGUCCAAUGGGUUCUGCAUUCAAUGGAAAAACAAAGAACUUUUAUCAAAUCAGGAAAAUCAUCAAGGAUUCCAAAAACAUCACUCAAUUUUAUAUUAAGAAGAACUAUGGCGCUGUAUGCUAUUAGAUAUAUCUCAUAGGACUUACCAGUUAAUUUUGUUAGAAGUGCACAUAAUAUUUAAGGUGAUUAACAUGAAAAAAUAGAGAGAUUUCUUUCUGUUAAACGUAAAUCUUAGCAUGAGCUCUUACCACCAAUCACUUAAUUGUAUGACGACGACUUGCAAGAAAAAGUAUUGUAUAUUAAAUAAGCCCUAGUAAAUCAAGGCAAUAACAAAGACUGAUCAAGAGAUAAAAAGAGAAAAGGCACUUAAGAGAGCAUUUAUUAAUGAAAAAUUAUUUAGAAAUGAUUGA
Molecule: messenger RNA, 1743 nt
Organism: Paramecium octaurelia
Lineage: Eukaryota; Ciliophora; Oligohymenophorea; Peniculida; Parameciidae
Source: the annotation of a GenBank genome assembly